Lactuca saligna is the source of this 1796-nucleotide messenger RNA. NCBI's taxonomy places the organism in Eukaryota, Viridiplantae, Streptophyta, Magnoliopsida, Asterales, Asteraceae. The record is from the annotation of a GenBank genome assembly.
AAAAGAAUGUCAUGAUCUUUAAACCCUACUAUGUUUGUACAAAUUAAUCACGAACACAUCAUAUCAUAUCUUCCCGUGAUAUCCUUUCUAGAUGCCAAUAUCAUGAAUCAAGAUUCUUUUCUUCUAUUUAUAUAGUUGGAUAAGUGAUUUUGGUCAUAAAAAUAUUAUCUUUUUUCAAAUCGUAAAAAAGAAUAUCCACCCAAUCAUUUAUUCUUAGGUUUGCAUCCAUUUUUGCCAAAACCCCACCUCCCACCGCACAUAUAUCAUCAUCAUUAUUUGCCUUUGUGCCAAACCUAACAUUUCCUUUUCUUUUCUCUCUUUGGGUUGCUUUUUAGGUGUUGGGUAUUUGUGGGUCAUUCUUACUUCUUUCUUUUGCAAAAGAAGUUGAACCAAAAUGGGGAGAAAAUGCUCACAUUGUGGAAACAUAGGCCACAAUUCAAGAACUUGCACUAGUUAUAAUAGAGGCAAUGUCAAUAGCACAAUCUUGAUAGGUGGUGGUGGAGGGGGAUUGAGGCUCUUUGGGGUUCAACUAGACACACCACACUCUAUGGUGAUUAAGAAAUGCCUUAGCAUGGAUUGUUUGCCUUCUUCAUCACCACUACAAGCUUCAACUUCACAUUCACCUUCAUCUUCCUUAUCUUCUUCUCGGGUGUCUGUUAGUGACCUCAAGAGUAUGUCAGUUGGUUAUCUUUCAGACGGUCUUAGAGCUCAAGAACGGAAAAAAGGGCUUCCUUGGUCAGAAGACGAACACCGUUUAUUCUUAACCGGUCUUGAAAAGCUUGGUAAAGGUGAUUGGAGAGGGAUUUCAAGAAACUAUGUGACCACAAGAACACCUACACAAGUUGCAAGUCAUGCCCAAAAGUACUUUCUAAGGCAAGCUAGUCUUGUCAAGAAGAAACGUCGCUCGAGCCUCUUUGAUUUGGUUAGGGGCAACAGCAACAAGAAUGUAGUAGCAAAUCAAGAAAAUAGUUACAACAUGAGUCGCACAAACUCCUUUGAUGAAGAUCAUCAAGAUCGGAGUAACAAUCUUUCUUUGAUAGAUUUCAGUUCACUAAAACAAGAAAAUGUCUACUACAAUCCAACAGUGAAAUCUUAUGAAACAACAUCAAUGUGUUCACAUGUGCAUACUUCUCCAUGUGGUACUGUUGGCUCUAAAAGUGGUACUCUUGAUUUAGAACUUACACUUGCUGCUCCAAAGCCAGUGGAAAAUAACAAUUCAUCUACUACUACUUCACUCCAAAUUGGGCCCAUUAUCAGUGUAAUUUAAUUUGAGUUUAAAUUAACCUUUUUUGUAUGCUAAAAAAUCUAAUUAUUAAAUAUUGUAGAUAUAUAAAUAUAUAUAUAUAUAUAUUUUUAAAAUUUUGAGACCUUCGACAACCUGGCCCGGUUAGAAUAAGAUAUUUUUGUAACUACAAAUAUACAUAUAUAUGUAUAUAUAUUACCCUAUUAAAUAUUAAAUUAAGGUUUAAUUCGCGUGAGCAGAAAUUCUCUUUGUAUCAUCGGUAUUCAAUAUUUGUAAUAUUUUCAAUGGACGAUUUGUUAGACCAUUUGUUCGGAUAAACUACAAGUUUAUAACAUGAUUGAUGAAUGGGGCAGGGGCAUGACAAAAGAGAUCCGAUUGAGAUAAUAAUAAAUAUGCAAUCCAACCCUAUAAAACUAUAAAUUCUUGCGAUUUUUCCUCCGACCAUUGAUAUAAUGUUAUUAUUGAUCAAAACAAAUUAUGGAAAAUCCCCGUUUCAUUUUGUGUUGUAUGAAAAACAUAUCUACUCUAAUAAAUGAAGAUUUUUUCUCGAUCA